Molecule: messenger RNA, 3684 nt
Organism: Silurus meridionalis
Lineage: Eukaryota; Metazoa; Chordata; Actinopteri; Siluriformes; Siluridae
Gene: tjp2a
Product: tight junction protein 2a (zona occludens 2)
Exons: 23
Coding region: 201-3608 (1135 amino acids)
Biological process (GO): positive regulation of blood-brain barrier permeability; protein localization to cell-cell junction; establishment of endothelial intestinal barrier
Cellular component (GO): bicellular tight junction; plasma membrane
Molecular function (GO): cell adhesion molecule binding
Source: RefSeq, a predicted model, not a curated record
CGUGAUCGGUGAUGUCACGCGGAGAAUGUCGGUGUGGACUCACCUGCAGCAGGAAGCCACGCCCCAUACCUGGAAGAUUCAGGAAAUCGGCCUGUGCGUUGCAGCUCGCGCUCGUGGAUUUCGGGAAACGUCUGUCUUUUGCUCCAGUUUAAGUCUUCAGGUGAACGCGGAAGUGUGACUUUCAACCGGAAGCUGAAGAGAUGGAGGAGAUGGUGUGGGAGCAGUUCACUGUAACACUGCAGCGGGAUUCUAAAAUGGGAUUUGGAAUCGCUGUUUCGGGUGGAAAAGACAAUCCAAAUGAAGAAACAAGAGAGGUGUCCAUCAUCAUCUCUGAUGUGCUGGCAGGAGGGCCUGCAGACGGCCUGCUGUUUCAGAAUGAUCGAGUGAUCCAGGUCAAUUCCUCAUCCAUGGAGAACGUUGUGCACUCGUUUGCUGUGCAGACCCUACGCAAGUGCGGCAAAGUCGCCAGGAUAACAGUGAAAAGGCCACGUAAAGUGAGUGUGGUGAAACAGGCUCCGCCCUUGGAAGACCGUGUGUUCUCUCAUCCGGACUACAGCGAUGAUUAUGACUACGAGCCGGACAGACGCAGCAUCUACAGCGGACGCACCGACUCGGAGUACGAGUACGAGCGCAGCCGCGGACGAACCUUGGAGCGAGACAUCAGUCCUGAGCGUCAGUAUCGGCGCGACGGCAGCAGAGGGCGAGUGCUAGAGCCUGACCACAGCCCUGACCGGCGUCUCCAUAGCAACCGUACCCUCGACCGAAAAUACAGCCCGGAUCGGCAGUACCGUAGCGACCGUGCUCUGGACAGAGACUACAGCCCGGACCGGCGUUACCGUAGCGACCACACCUUAGAUCGAGACUAUAGUCCGGACCGGCGGUACCACAGCGAGCACACUCUGGAUCGAGACUACAGCCCUGAUCGCCGAUAUCGCAGUGAACAAGUUCUGGAUCGCUCACGCAGUCCAGAACCGCGCUACAGAGUGAAGGAAAGAGAACAGCGGAUUCCAGAACCGCGCACAGCUGAGGCUCUCAAGAGAAACACCAGCCGUGAACAAUUGGAACGUUCACCUCCACAGAGUCCUCAAGAACCUCUGGAGAAACCAGUCCGGGUAACACUUAAGAAGAAAAGACCUACUGAAGAGUAUGGACUGCGUUUGGGAAGUCAGCUGUUCAUUAAAGAGAUGACUAACACAGGACUGGCCUCCAGAGACGGAAACCUGCAGGAGGGAGACAUCAUCCUGAAGAUUAAUGGGACAGCCACGGAGAAUCUGUCUCUGAGUGAUGCAGGGAAACUGAUCGAGAAAUCACGAGGGAAACUGCAGCUGGUGGUCCAGAGAGAUCGCAGGAAAGUUCUGGUUCGGGUUCCGCCCAUGGCUGAUAGCGACUCGGAGCCGGGCGAUCUGUCUGAGAUCGAGUCAUAUCGUUCAUACUCGCCUCAGGAGGACAGACGAGGACAGCACUCAGACAUCUCCUCACACUCCUCCAACGAGAGGCUGCGUGAAAAAAACAGAGAAGAGCCUCAGAGCAGAUUGUCUAAGAUGGGCGCGAUGCCGACACCGUUCCAAGCGUCUCCAGAUGACUUUCCACCUCCACCACCAGAAGAGGAGGAAGAGUCUGAGCUCGAGGAACCUCCAGCUCCUGUGGCCAUUCCUGUACCUAAAAUCAGCAUUCCACCAAAAACCAAAGCUCCUCCAAAGGUUCCUCUGAAACCGAGUGCAGAAGAUCUGGAGAUGUAUGGGCCGAACACAGUGAUGAUGAGGUUUCAGAAGGGGGAGAGUGUGGGUCUCAGGCUGGCAGGAGGAAACGAUGUGGGGAUUUUUAUAGCGAGUGUUCAGGAGGACAGUGCGGCUGAGGUGGAGGGUCUGCGUCCUGGAGAUCAGAUCAUGAAGGUCAAUGAUGUGGAUUUCCGUGACAUGGUGCGUGAGGAUGCAGUGCUCUACCUGCUCAACAUUCCUAAAGGAGAAGACAUCACCAUCCUGGCACAGAGCAAACCAGAUGUUUAUAAGGACAUUGUGGCGUCCGGUCGAGGAGAUAACUUUUACAUCAGGACUCAUUUUGAACAUGAAAAAGAUUCUCCUCAGAGCCUGUCCUUCAGCAGAGGAGACAUCUUUAAAGUAGUGGACACGCUGUAUGACGGAAAACUGGGCAGCUGGUUGGCGAUCCGCACCGACCAGGACAACCAGCUGCAGGAGAGAGGAGUCAUCCCAAGCAAAAGCAGAGCUGAACAGAUGGUUAAUGUUCAGAACACUCAGAAAGGAGCAAACAAUGACAGAGGAGAUUUCUGGAGGCUUAGGGGUCAAAGGGCAGCAAAGAAAAAAGACCUGCGUAAGAGCAGAGAGGAUCUCACAGUUACCCCCGUCAUCACCCGCUUCCCUGCCUACGAGAGGGUGGUUCUGAGAGAGGCUGGGUUCCGGAGGCCCGUGGUUCUGUUCGGCCCGAUCGCUGAUGUGGCGAGUGAGAAACUGGACAACGACCUGCCUGAAGAUUUCAUUAUAGCAAAGAAAGAACCUAAAGAUGCAGGGGCAGAGAAGACAUCAGGUGUGGUGAGACUGAACACAGUGCAGCAGAUCAUUGAGCAGGAUAAACAUGCUCUGCUGGAUGUUACCCCAAAAGCAGUGGACACUCUGAACUACACCCAGUGGUACCCCAUUGUGGUGUUCCUGAACCCGGAUAGUAAACAGGGGGUGAAGACGAUGAGGAAUCGACUGGUCCCAGGUUCUAAUCGCAGUUCACGCAAACUGUAUGAGCAGGCGGUAAAACUGAGGAAGACCUGCUCUCACCUUUUCACCGCGACGGUGGAUCUGAACUCUGCUCAUGAUGCCUGGUACGGCAGUCUGAAGGACACGAUUCAGGAGCAGCAGAACAAGGCGGUGUGGGUCUGUGAGAAUAAACUGGACAGUCCUGAGGAGGACCUGGAACUCCACGAUGACCGCAUGUCCUACCUGUCAGCUAUGAGUGCAGAUUACCUGAGCAUGGACAGCCGUCUUACAGGGGACUACGAUGACACAGCAGAUGAGGGCGGAGCUUAUACAGAUAAUGAGCUGGAUGAGGUGACUGAUGAGCCGCAUGUCUCCGGGACGAGACGAUCCUCAGAGCCUGUAGACGAGAGACCAGCCCCUGUGCCACGCAUGAAACGAACUGGAAGCAGAGAGGUGCUGCGAGACCCCAGUCCCCCCCCCUCCUUUGUCCCAGAGCCACCCAAGCCUCGUUCUCAGAGACCCCACAGUGAGUCCAGCAGCACAGUCAGCAGUGAUGUCAGCACCAAGCCACCUCCCCCACCUGUCGCCCUCAAACCCAGUUUCCUCUCUCGAGUCGCUCAGCCUCAGGAACAUGCUGAAGACCCAGCAAGCCGCUCAUUCCAGGGGAAAGUAAAGGCCUUCCAGCAGAUGGACCACUUGGCCAGGGCACAGAGGAUGCUGGAACUGCAGGAGGCUGAACAUGCCCGGUUGGAGAUUUCUCAGAGACACCCGGACAUUUAUGCCGUCCCUGUUAAACCCAAACCACAACCUGCCAGUUCUCACCCUCGUACAGGAUCUGUUGAGGAGUCCGAUGCGUCUCGUCGUGGAUAUUUCAAUCCUCAGAAAUACAACGACACUGAGCUGUAAAGCCACGCCCACAUCUCCUACUCCGCCUACAUCUACAACCCCACCCCACUCCACUUACAUCUACAACCCCCCACCC